This is a messenger RNA of Peromyscus eremicus (cactus mouse), 1228 nucleotides long. RefSeq names its product olfactory receptor 7A17-like. Gene Ontology annotation, molecular function: olfactory receptor activity; G protein-coupled receptor activity. The coding region runs from base 173 to 1102 and encodes 309 amino acids. The transcript has a single exon. The record is from RefSeq and is a predicted model, not a curated record. NCBI's taxonomy places the organism in Eukaryota, Metazoa, Chordata, Mammalia, Rodentia, Cricetidae. Gene Ontology annotation, biological process: G protein-coupled receptor signaling pathway. Gene Ontology annotation, cellular component: membrane.
GCAGAGUGUGGUAUGAAGUUUUUAAAUCAGAUGUGAGAUGUUGCAAACUAUUGCAGAUCCCAUUCAUAUCUAAAGUCUGCAAUUCAAGUCUUGGAUACAGGUUUCCCUAAGGUUUCACAAUUGUGUCAUGUAUUUUCAUGCCCUCUCUCUUUUCCUUAGUUACAUUCACUAAAUGGGGCCAGAGAAUGACUCACAAAUUUUACAUUUUCUCCUUCUUGGAAUUUCAAAGAACCCCAAACUGCAGCCUUUCUUAUUUGUGCUGUUUCUGGCCAUGUACUUGGUCACCAUGCUUGGGAACCUGCUCAUCAUCCUGGCAACGAUUUUAGGCCCCCAUCUGCAUACACCCAUGUAUUUCUUCCUGUCCAACUUAUCGUUUGUGGAUGUCUGCUUCACUUCUACAACUGUCCCGAAGAUGUUGGUGAAUAUACACACACAAAGUAAUGUCAUCACGUAUAGGAACUGCAUUGCCCAAAUGCAUUUCUUUAUACUCUUUUCAGGGCUGGAAAUCUUUCUGCUGACUUUGAUGGCCUAUGACAGGUAUGUGGCCAUCUGCCACCCUCUGCAUUAUACUGUCAUCAUGAGCCCUCGACUCUGUGUGCUGAUGGUCCUAGCAUCCUGGAUCAUGAAUAUCCUUCAUUCCACAACACAAAGCUUAAUGACAUUGCGACUCUCCUUUUGUACCGACUUGGAAAUUCCACACUUUUUCUGUGAACUUAAUCAAGUUGUACACCAUGCUUGCUCUGACACCCUUCCCAACGAUGUGGUUAUCUAUUUGGCAGCUGUGCUGUGGGCUUGCUGUCCCCUGAUGGGCAUCCUUUACUCUUACUGCAAGAUAGUUUCCUCCAUUCAUGCAAUCUCAUCACUGCAAGGGAAGUACAAAGCAUUUUCGACGUGUGCAUCUCACCUAUCAGUUGUCUCUUUAUUCUAUUGCACAGGCCUGGGUGUUUACCUCAGUUCUGCUUCAACAGAAAAUUCACAGUCAACUGCAAGAGCCUCCGUGAUGUACAGUGUGGUCACUCCUAUGCUGAACCCCUUCAUCUACAGCCUUAGGAAUAAAGAUAUAAAGAGGGCACUGAGAAACAUAUUGGGAUGGAAGGAAUAGAAUAUUCCUUUACUUGGGUGCUGAACAUGAUUAUGUGUCCAUGAUCACACAGCUCAGAGUUCUCUGAUGGGAUCUUGAAAGUGGAAUGUGCUUUCUCUGUUUUAUCACUGGAGUUUCUCAUUCUUU